Messenger RNA from Struthio camelus australis, 1024 nucleotides. NCBI's taxonomy places the organism in Eukaryota, Metazoa, Chordata, Aves, Struthioniformes, Struthionidae. The record is from RefSeq and is a predicted model, not a curated record.
UGAAGCAUUAAGCGGCAUGUCUCUCCUUUGAAUACUUUCCACUUGAGAAAAAAAAAAGAAAUCAUUCAGCCAAAAACAGGAAAUACAAGGCUCAUGAUGGCAUCUCUGAUUUGAGUACACCUGUUCUUAUAACGAGCCCAGCUGCUGGUGUUAACGGCAGUGCGGGAGCAGCUCCACGACCCGCGGAAUGGACCGCAGCGCGUACCUCUGGCUGCUUAGCUCCUUCUGCUGCCUUUGGGGCAUGAGCUGCGGGGCGAGGGAGGUGGUGCUGGGCACCCUAGGCAAGGCGACGUUCCUGCGGAUCCCCCCCGAAUUCCAGGAGCUGACGGUGCGCUUCGGCACAGCUGUCUGGAAGCGGGACACAGAGGACCCACAGAGCAAGCAGGUGCUGCUCAAGUAUUCGGACGGCAACUACACCAACUACAUGCGGGAGCAGACUCGCUUCCACCUGGCCAACUUCUCCCUGGAAAUCCUGAACACCAGCAGGCAGGACAGGCAGCUCUAUGAGUACAUCAUCAGCAAGGGAUCUGAGGAGAAAGUCUGGCAAAUACAGCUGGAAGUAUAUGAGCCAGUGUCAGUGCCCAGCAUCCAGGUGCUCAGCAGGAUGCUGGCCAAUGACAGCUGCACCAUGACCCUCAACUGCACAGCAGAGCGGGGCGAUCGGGUGUCCUACAGCUGGAAUGGUGCCUCCCGCUUCUGCGUCCACAACGGGAGCCUCCUGCACCUCUCCUACAACCCGCGCAAUGCCAGCCUGGCCUGCGCCUGCACUGCCGCCAACCCCAUCAGCCGCCGAGCCGUGGCCUUCAGCGCCUCCGAGUGCAGCUACGAGCAGCAGGUGCUGGUCGCGGUGGUGAUGAUGGCCAUGGGGGCGCUGGUGGCCAGGUGCGUGACUCUGCGUGCAGGCCUGAAGCAGGAGCCCACGCAGCUCGCCGAGGACAGCGCCGUGCACACCAUCUACUCCCAAGUGCAGCGGGUGGAGGAGGGAGCAGCACCCGGCUGGCUCCUGCCGGAGGAUGCUGCUUGA